GGGAGUUGUGGUUCUGCAGCGGUUGGGGGUUCACAGCUUGAAGACCACUGCUAUAGAGGGUGCAAAUGUAUCUGAGCCCUGGAACUCAAAUAAUGUGAAAUAUGAGAUGAUCAAAAUGGAGCCCCUGCACUAAUUACUUGGGUUCUGAGGUCUGUAAGGUCCAUAGUAAAAACAUCAGGUUCUGUCUAUAGCAGAUACUAAAUCAUGGCAGCUCAAAGAAACAAGCAGUCAUUCUGACAUGUCACAUGUGAUGUCAUAGACAGCUGGAGGCCUGACAUCCCACUGACAGCCGCCCGAGCCUUCAGUCUGUUCCUGUGCGAUUAGUGAGAAUAGUGAGAUUAGCGUCUUCUUUUUCUACUUGUCUGAAAUGGAGCUAAAAGGACUGGGGUUCGUCCCCCUCCUGUUGGCGUUUUGGUGUGCGGCCUGGCUUGCCACCAGCUACAUCAUGACGGUCGUCCUCGGCCAUGCAGCCUCGCCACUGAUGAGCAUCAGUGACGUGGGAAAUGUCUUUCCCGAAAGCAUAUUAUUCAGAAUUGGAUUCAUAGGGACGUCCAUUGGCACUUUGGUACUAACCUUUCUUAUUUAUAAGUAUAUGGUUAUGCAUACUGAAGAGUUCAGGGGUCAUCAGGUCCUGAUCCAGAGGAUCCUGCUGGCCAUUGUGUGGGCCUCCUGUUUUUCCACAGCUGUUAUGCAUGUAUUGUCCCCCGAAGAAUAUCCCAGGAUACACUUUGUCAGCACGAUAAUUUCCAUUACAUGUGAAGCCUUAUACUACCUUGGGCAGUCCAUCCAGAUGUAUAAAUUACCAGGAGCAAAAAAAGUCAUCCACCAUAGUAGAUGCACCUGCUGUGGCCUGACUUUUGUCUGUGUAGUUUUCUAUUUUGGAUAUGAAACAUUAAAGGAAUUAUUCCAUAAUGAUGAAGACUGGGACGAGAUCCGUGAAAUCCCCAUCAUAAUCAUCGAGUGGGUGAUGCUUCUACUGAUCCUGAUAAACAUCGUGACCUAUUAUUCCACCAUGCAGAGGUUAUUGUUGACCGUCUCCAGAAACAGCUGCACACUCUCUCUUAGAGUAAAAAUUGAUGACUUCGGGGUGUAGACCACCACGGGGGCCAUCAAGUGGACUUCUGGGAGAGAUACUGCACAGGACACGGAAAACAUCUAAAGAAG
This is a messenger RNA of Hyla sarda, 1164 nucleotides long. RefSeq lists its product as uncharacterized. Lineage: Eukaryota; Metazoa; Chordata; Amphibia; Anura; Hylidae. The transcript has 2 exons. Bases 368 to 1093 code for a protein of 241 amino acids. The record is from RefSeq and is a predicted model, not a curated record.